CGUGCAUAUUUUUGGGAACUCUUCUUCCACAAUGCCGUGGGAAUUUGGACUUGUACUGCUGUUCGUCCUUGCUCCACAAGCUGCUGGAAUUAAAGGGGGUGGCGUCACGCUAGACUCUGGGGCUGUUGGCUCCCUACGUUUGGCGGAGCUGCUGAAAAUGUCCACGCAAACAGAAGGGUCAGGAUUCGAAGUGGACAGACGUCGACCCAGGAGGUCUGUGUUUCUACACUCUGGAGUGAGAAUCUGCCCCCAAGAGAGCAUCAAUGAAGUGCUCGCCAGCCAUCAGGCGUAUUACCAGCUCAGAGUUUGUCAGGAGGCUGUGUGGGAGGCGUUCAGGAUCUUCUUCGACAGGAUCCCGGGGACGACGGAGUACCAGAAAUGGGUUCACACGUGUCAACACGAGUCGCUGUGCAUCUCCGACCUCGCCAAAAACUUCAGCAGCUCCGAGGAACACAUGAGCAUGAUUCACAGGAGGAUGAGCAGGAUGAGAGACAGGCGGCCUCCAUCACGAAGAGUAGUGACUCUGGCACCGACGCAGAGGAUCCCCGAGAAAGCAGGUGCAGAGGUUCAGACUAUCGCCCCAUCAGCAGCCACAAUGGUUACAGUGAGCACCACCACUGUCCUCCUCAGCCCUGUGAGUGCCUCUCCAAGCCCCGGCCUCGAGCAGACCCAGCCAGCCGAAGAGGUCGAAGAGGUACCAGCAAGCACUUACAUUUACAUUUUAGGAUGGGGUCUGUGCAGUUUAUUCUCUAGCCUCACCAACAGCUUUCUAACAGUGAGGAUAGUUUGCCUGCUGCAGGACUCAGAGCUUCCUAACGUGGUCCCUGAGAGUCCAGUGCAGCAGAUUGUGGAGUUCACUAUUGACCUGGUGGAUCCAGGUUACAGAGAGCUGCUGGACGAUCCAGACUCCCCUCAAUACAUCGACCUGGCUCACCACCUGCAGGACCAGAUGCAGCACGUUUUUGACAAACUUCCAGGAUUUAAAGCCAUCCAUGUGCUGGGAAUCAGCGAGACGCAGGACACUGACGGGCCCGGAGGAAUCUCAGUGCACUACUCUCUCGUCUUUGAGAUUAAUUCACCCAAAAUCACCUCUGAGAAUUCAGAAACGGAGACUGGCACCUCGGAGUCUUCAGUCAACUCUGGCCUCAGGGAAAUGAUGACCAAGGCUUUGCGUGAAGAGGCCUCACUGCCAAUCGAUCUGGACUCUCUUAACUUUGAACCAGAAGCAAUCCUCCUACCAGCACUGACCGCAACCUCCACAGUAGAAGUAGUGAAUGAGUCCAGUGAGCCCGAUUCACAUAACGAGUUAGAAGUUUUCACUGAUGAGCCAGAAGUUGAUAAACCUCGGCUAGUGGCUCCCCUCACACCCAUGGAGAAGGAAAAUGCCCUUGUGACCCUGCUAGAUCCCACAGCUGUCCCAGAUGAUGAGACGACGGCAGUGACUGGUGGGAUGGCGGAGAGCAGCGAUCAUUCCCUGGACUCAGGGGAUAUUACUGAUGAGUCAGAGGCAAUUUAUGUGAGUGAGCCCGAGCCGUCAAAUGAGGAAGAGGAGGUAGAAGAAUUGCCGAUCAUUACACACGAGAUUGAAACCAUUCAUCAUGAUGAAACUGGUGAACUUGUGAGAGACUACAUCCCAACCCCUUCUGUGAUGCUCGAGCUGGAUACAGAUGCUCCAUAUAUCAGUCUGUCUCCCAACCUAAUAUCAGAAGAAGACCUGACUCCCAUCGAUGAGGAAAGUGAGAAUCCUAGUUUAGAUGUUGUUAGUACCACCACACAGAUAUUACUAACUACAAUUCCUGCCGGAGAGGAAGUGUCUGAUGUGGGACUCCCAAUAACAACUCUUUUAGGUAUCACAGGCCAGCCGCCCACUGAGCCAAUAGUAAACCUUCAAGAAGAUGAAGAAAUUAAUGCUCUCCCAGAUGAGGAAGUGGCUGAAUUGGGUGUCCCCAAACCUUAUGACCCUGAUGAGGUCUUGGAAACAGUGGCUCAGGAUGUUGAGUUGGAAACUGAGGUUGAUUUGCAAGAACCAGAGAGAGAAUUAGUGGUGGAACAUGAUGAAGAAGACUUUGAGGCUCUGCAGCCAACACCUGAUCAAACUGAAAUUUAUGAAGCAGAGGAAGGGGAAUUAGAGGUUUUGGAGCCAGAGGAAGAAAUAGUUAAAGAGGAAGAUUUGGCUGAAGUUUCAGAGCCAGAGGAAGAGUUAGCUGGAGUCUCAGAGCCAGAGGAAGACGUAGCUGAAGAGGAAGAUGUAUCUGAAGUUUCAGAGCCAGAGGAAGACGUAGAUGAAGAGGAAGAUGUAGCUGAAGAUUUAGAGCCAGGGGAGGAGGUGGCUGAAGUUUCAGAGCCAAAAGAAGACAUAGCUGAAGAGGAAGAAGUAACUGAAGAAGAUGUAGCUGAAGUUUCAGAGCCAGAGGAAGAGGUAGCUGAAGAUGAAGAUUUAGCUGAAGUUUCAGAGCCAGAGGAAGAGGUAGCUGAAGAAGAAGAUGUAGCUGAAGUUUCAGAGUCAGAGGAAGAAGUAGCUGAAGAGGAAGAUGUAGCUGAAGUUUCAAAAACAGAGGAAGAGGAAGCUGAAGAUGUAGCUGAAGUUUCAGAGCCAGAGGAAGAGGUAGCUGAAGAAGAAGAUGUAGCUGAAGUUUCAGAGCCAGAAACAGUUGCUGAGGAGGAAUAUGUUACCAAAGUUUCAGAGCCAGAAGAAGUAUCUGAACAGGAAGACAUAGCUGAAGUUUCAGGGCCAGAGGAGGAGUCUGUGGAGGAAGAUCAAAAUGAGGUAGCAGCUUCAGAACCAGAAGAAAUAGAGGAGACAGAGCUCCCUGAAAUUUCAGAACCAGUUGAGGUUUCAGAGCCAGAAAAAUAUGAACCAGAGGCAGAAACAGACAGUGGUGCAUUUCAGAUUUUGAAUGAAGGAGUGGAAGUUUUGCAACCAAAUGAGGACAUAGUUGAGGUUACAGGAGAGGUAAAUGGGGAACCAGAAGAAGGUAUAAGUGAGGUGCCAUAUCCACUUCCAGAAUCUGCAAAAGAUGACGAGGUUUCAAAACAAGCUACAGAAGUAGAAGACGAUUCAAAACUUGCUGGGGAUGUAGAUGAGGUUUAUGAACAAGAAGAUGAGGUGGUUGAACCCACAGGACCAGAAGAAAUAGUAUUUGAAGUUUCCAAGGAAACAGUACCUGAAGUGUCUGAAUUGGAAGUAGAGUUAGUUAAGGAGGAAUCAGCUGAUGUUUUGAAACCUGUAGAAGGAGAAGAGGAGGUCGCUGAGGUUUUAGAACCAGAGGAUGAGGCUGUAGAAUCAGAAGAGGACGUGGUGGAGAUUUUUGAAGAAGAAGAAGUUAACCAAACUCCAGCGCCAGGUGAAGGUGUGUUUGACGCAUCAGCACCAGCAUCUGAACCAGAAUUAGCACCAAAACAGGAGGGGCAUGAAACUGAAGUGGCAGAACCAGGAGAUGAGGUAGUUGAGGCUGCAGACUCAAAUGAGCCUGUAAAGGAUUCAACUGAAGAAGUGGUAGAGGUUGUAGAGAUAGCUGCAGAACCAGCGGAAGAGUCAGAAGAAGUAGCAGAUGUAACACAACCAGAGGAGGAUGUAAUUGUAAAUGUAAAACCGGAGGAAGUGGUUCCACUACCAGAGAAAGAGCCCGUGGACAUUGCUGAACCACAACCUCCACCAGAGGCUGGAGAAGAGACAGCCGAUGUCUUUGAGCAAGAACAAGAGGAGGUAGUAGAGAAUCCAGCAUCAGAACCAGGAGAAGGCAUAGAUCAUGUUACACCAGGUACAGAAGAGUUACCUGGGCUUUCAGAGCCAGAAUCAAAAGAGGAAGUAGUAGUUGAUGUCCCAGAACCAGAAGAGGAAAGAGUUGAUGUCCCAGAACCAAAUCCAGAAGAGGGGAUAGUUGAGGAACUAGAACCAGAAGAAGAUGUUACUGAACCGCCAGCCGAAUCAAUUAAAAUCUUUUACCCCUUGGACGGCAGGGAAAAUCUUCACUUCAGAGAAGAUACUUCUCAGGUUGUUGAAGAUAACGAGUUUCUUCCACCAGUCAUACCGGACUAUCACCGGCCACAUGAGGAAGAUAACUUAGCCAUCAUACCAGCAGACAUCCAACCUUCUGAUGAAGAUGUAGGUGAACCUGAGCAUGAAUAUCCCAUUAUCGAGGAUGUUGAAAGCGUAGACACACAAGUGGACAGUGACACUGGGGCCGCCCCAUCUACAGAAAUGUCAAAUAGUGAUCCACAGUUUGAAACUGCUUUUGAUACUGCAGAGGUGACAGCUCCAGACAACCACGACACAUCAGAGGGCACCGAAGUCACAGAAGACUUGCCGCAGGAGACACAACAAAGUGAUUUAUUCCCAGAGAGAGACAUCAGUGUAACGGCAGCACCGGUUUCAGACUUCCUCCCUACACCUCCGGCAACUUCUAUUGAUGUGUCUGAAUUGUCCGCACCCAUUCCGACUAUAGACUCCGGACUCUUUGAGGUAGCAGAGGAAUCUGUAAUCCCCUUGGCUCCCGAGUCUUCAGAGGAUGAUGGCUCAGAGCCAGAGGCGGAAUCAGAGUCGUCUGUCAUCAUUAUCGAUGAAGACUUGGAAGGGGCAGUGCCUAAAGGAGGCGAAAGCCAAACCAGCCCACCUUCAGUGACAGAAGAUGCCAUUGAUGAGGUUGUAAGGGACCUGGCUGUGGAGCUGGAUCAAAUGGAUGUAGUAGCAAACGAGCUGCCAGAGGAGGGGAGUGGCUUCACACCUGUGGGUGAGCGACAUACCACCAUCAGUGUCACAGCCCCACCUCCAAUGAGAUACCUGACCACGCCCUACAUGACCACAGCCAGCCAAGGCAGGGAGCUGGUGGUGUUCUUCAGCCUGCGUGUCACCAACAUGAACUUCUCUGUGGACCUCUUCAACAAGACGUCUUCAGAGUACAGAACCCUGGAGAACGCCUUCUUAGACAUGCUCAUGCCGUACUUGCAGGCAAACCUGACAGGCUUCAAAAAACUGGAGAUUCUUAACUUCAGGAAGGGCAGCGUGGUUGUCAACAGCAAAAUGAAGUUUGCAAAGUCGGUGCCGUACAACAUCACCAGGGCCGUCCACUGCGUCCUGGAGGAGUUCUGCUCCGCCGCCUAUAAGAACCUGCACAUCCAGAUUGACACCCACUCUCUGGAUGUUGAACCAGCUGAUCAGGCGGACCCCUGCAAGUUCCAGGCCUGUGAUGAGUUCGCUCGCUGCGUGGUGAACAGCCGGACGAGGGAGGCUCAGUGUCUGUGUGAACCGGGCUUCCUGUCGGUGGAUGGUCUGCCCUGUCAGAGUCUGUGUGUUCUGCAGCCUGACUACUGCCAAGGAGGGGACUGUCACAUACUCCCUGGACACGGAGCUGUGUGCAGAUACAAAGACAGCUACUCUCUCCCAGGCCUGGCCAGUUAAGAAAAAAUAUCGGAUUGGACGUCACCUGAGAAUACUACAAAAGACUUGAUGAAACAGGACUUGGCAGUAGGACCUCCAGACUCAUUGCGGCCUCACAGUUAAAAAUCAAUGACAGUACAGAGCUGAAGAGCUUUCAUGACAAACUGUUCGCCUCCAAACUCUGCAGAGC
This is a messenger RNA of Epinephelus moara (kelp grouper), 5567 nucleotides long. RefSeq names its product interphotoreceptor matrix proteoglycan 2-like. Lineage: Eukaryota; Metazoa; Chordata; Actinopteri; Perciformes; Serranidae. Gene Ontology annotation, biological process: visual perception. The transcript is spliced from 18 exons. Bases 32 to 5398 code for a protein of 1788 amino acids. The record is from RefSeq and is a predicted model, not a curated record.